AUGGAGUCUUUGAAAACUUUGUCAGCUGACAAUUUAUCUGCCUUAUUUGGAUUGUCAUCCAAAUAUCUUUUACAAGAUUUUACAGUCUUAAAGCAAAUUCCUUUUUCGCAAAGGGAAAACUUUACUAUCUGCAUAGAAUAUCUUACUCUUUAUAAUCUUUUUCUACUUUAAAUUAAUUUUUUCGCUUUAUUUAUUAUUUGUUAACCAUUUUUUUUUAUAUAGUAGAGAUAAUUUUCUUCCAAAAAGCUAGAAAGAAAUGUGGUAAGCAUUCAUCUGAAUAUCUUCACCAAAUCGAAGAAGAAAAUUGGCCUUCUGCAUUAAAAGACGUCGUUAUUAGAAAUCUUACAGAAAUUGAUACUGAAUUCCGCCGUCGACAAGAAAAAGAAAGACUUGUUGAUAUAAAUUGAAGAAUUGAUGUAUCCUUAUCUACUAAUUCAUUCAGCAAAGUUCUCAGGCCAGAAGUCCAAGUAAAAAUGACCAAUGGGGAAAAAGAAAUUUCUUUUCAUAUGACAGUUGCACAAUUUCAAGAGCUGAGAAGACAAACUGCUGGCAUCCUCAAAGAUAUGUUCACAUUGGACCAAUUCGCUUUUAUUCGUAACCUUAAAUAA
Messenger RNA from Blepharisma stoltei, 608 nucleotides. NCBI's taxonomy places the organism in Eukaryota, Ciliophora, Heterotrichea, Heterotrichida, Blepharismidae. The record is from the annotation of a GenBank genome assembly.